This is a messenger RNA of Porites evermanni, 2087 nucleotides long. The record is from the annotation of a GenBank genome assembly. NCBI's taxonomy places the organism in Eukaryota, Metazoa, Cnidaria, Anthozoa, Scleractinia, Poritidae.
AUGUUAGGUGUUAAACAGCUGGUUAAAUCAUGUCCUAAUCUGACUCACUUAGACCUCAGGUAACUGAUAAUGUUUUGGAUGGUUGUAGGCAGAAUUUUGCUGACACAAUAGUUAAAAAUGUUUGCUUGUUACCAUAUGACUUAGCAAAUAGAAGAAGUCACUGUCAAGCUCAAAAGUUAAAAGAGCUGUUCAACUUAGCAAUUUUCACCAAAAGGAAAUGGCAGUCGUCCAAAACAGUGCAAAAUUGCUGGAUGGCUAAAGUGUUACUAAGCCAAACAUUUGUUCAAUUUUGAGUUUUUUUUUUUAAGAGAAUUACUCCGAGACUGCAGUAUUUUGGUACAUCGGACUAAAAUGUUUUAACCAUUACUAAUUAUUGCCAAACUCUUUUAAUUCUUUGGAGUUAUUGUAACAGCUUGAUCAGGGAUCUAUACAGCUCAUGUUAUGAGGCAAGAAAUGUGACCAAGAUUUGCCUAUUGAUUAUUGGAAUUGAUUAAAUAGAGAAAACAUAUUUUAUUUUUUAUCUAGUGUUCUGUUAUCAGAUGAUAAACAGGAAGAUAAUACAUAAAUAAAUACCUUUUAUUCUUUCUCUUUUUCAGUGAUGCAUUUAAUUUAACAGGAAAAUCCUUGGCACAAAUUCUCAAACUAGGAAAACUUGUUAAAUUGAGUCUUAGUAGAUGUUACAGCAUCCCACCUGCAGCCUUCAGGUAAAAACAAAUAAUUAUUUUAUUUUCAUAUAAUAAACAGUGAAAGCUCUAUUAAGUGGACACCUUCUGGACCUUCCCAAGUGUCCGUCCACUUAAUAGAGGUUUGUGGAAAUUGUGCAAUGUUUAUUAACGAUUGACUUUCAACAGUUACUCUUUACUGUGAACUCCAUACUGUGAUAAAGUUCCAUGUUGUUAAGGAAGCUAAGGAAGCUGUGCUGUACUUUGUGCAAGACUUUCGGUCUAAUCUACAGUUUAUUGACAGCUAAAUGUGUUGAUUUAUGUUUAUUGAUCGACUACAGCACCUAUUUCAAGGACAUAAUCCAAAACUACUAUGGUCAAUUCUGUCCAGUAUUCGCUUAAUAGAGGUUAUUAACAAUAGAAAUUAACCAAAUACAAUUUAUUUUAGUGUCCGCGUCUGCUUAAUAGAGGUGUCUGCUGAAUAGGGGUUCUUAUAAGGGGAAAUAUAAUUUUGGAACCCGGCUUAGUGUACACUUAAUAGAGGUUUGACUGUAUAUAUUUAGCCAAGGCUAAAGGUGAAGCUGCCGUUAAUAGGUUUGUAAUUUACUUAAACAUGAAACUUGUAAACAUUGCAAAGAAAACUACUUGGGGGCGAGUGUGCGAUAAGGAAAAAACUUAAGUAAAUUGUCAUCGGAUAACUAAAAAAAAAAACAAUAACCUCGCUCUGCUGACCCCUGAGCUUGUAGCAAGUUUAUGCCCCCCACAAUACAAACUUUGAGGAGUUAAAUCUGUUAGUUUUCAACAAAUCACUUUUAAACUUGGAUAUCUUUUGGGCUUUUUCAUCGGAGUCAACAGAUUUUCCCUAACUUGUCCUUGAAAAAAGUUGAAAAAAACUGUGGAAAGGUCAAUUUACACAGCAUAAUAAAAGGCACCGCUGAAAAUUCAGAGUUGAAAAUAGGAAGGGGUUAGUUUUGUUACCAGUAUUGAGUUUGUUUAUUUUGUCUUUAUUCAGUGUUGUUUGUUCAAAUGCAUUCUCUGUUUGAUCAAUUCACUGACUUAUACAAAUCAUUUGUUCUCUUCAAUAGUUUGUGCAGUCAGAGUAAAUCACUUAAAUCUUUGGAAAUUUUUGGCUUCCUGAACACAGAGGGAAUUGAGGUCUUAAAGAAAGAACUUCCACGAAUCAACAUCAAUAAGUCACUUUUCUCAUCAAUAGCAAGGCCUGUUGGAUCAUUGUACUUUGGAAGAAUCUGGGAUAUACAGUGUAAAGACUAGCCACAAAAUAGGAUUGAACAUCAAAAACUUUUAUGAGCAUUUAUCGGUGCAUUACUUGUGUUAAGGCUUGUUAAGGUUCUGAUAUACAUGUUGGUGUUUUACAUGUAAAGUCAGUUUUAGCUUUUGAAUUUUUAUUACGUCAAAGAAAAGAAC